AUGCUCGCUUCUGGAUACUUCUUCGUCAUGCUACUCCUCACGGGAGUGGCGGCGUCCUCGGAGCGAGUGUGUUCUUACCAAGAGGUGCUGGACCACCUCAACUUGACCGCACGCAGUGCUUUGUACUCCAUGACAAGGCCUGUCAAAGACUACAAAAAGCCAACGGUGGUGUCACUGGAGGUCGUCCUCUAUGCCAUUCUUGAUGUGAGCGAGAUAGACCAGACCUUCGUUCCCUACGUUUGGAUUUUCACGAGCUGGCAGAAUGAUCACAUCUCUUGGGAUCCAGAGCAGUUUUGCGGGAUUAAGAGCAUCUGUCUUCCCACUGAAUUGUUUUGGAAACCAGAUCUCACCAUUGAAGAAAUGAUCGAGAAGGACAAGGCCCCGCCGAGCCCACACCUCACCAUCUUGAGCGACGGUCGUGUGCACGUGCAAAAUGACGAGGUGCUGGUCAGCACGUGCAAGUUGCACAUCUACCAGUUCCCCUUCGACCGGCAGAGUUGCAACCUCACCUUCAAGUCUGUGGUCCACUCAUUGCAGGAACUCCAGCUGCUUCACUUGCUCAGCUCUGCCGAGGCUACCCAGUGGUCGCGAGAGGUAAUGCGCACGCAGAACGAGUGGAUCUUCAUCGGUAUGACCGUCGUCAACAAGACCGGCAGCGGGUUCGGCUUCGAGCAAGACAUGAUUGUUUAUACUAUCAACAUGAAGAGAAGGCCAGUGCUGUACAUCAUCAACUUUCUAUUCCCGGUCCUCUUCUUCCUGGGUCUGGACUUGGCCUCCUUCUUCAUCUCAGACAGAGGAGGCGAGAAGCUGAGCUUCAAGGUGACUGUGUUGCUGGCCGUCACCGUCAUGCAGCUCAUCCUCAAUGAGAUCCUGCCCUGCUCCUCCAACAAAAUCCCUCUCAUAGCCGUCUACUGCUUCGGUAUCUUUGCUCUGAUGCUGCUCAGCCUGCUGGAGACCAUCUUUGCUAUGUACCUGAUGGAAAAAGAUAAUGGCGGCGAGGAGGCGACGGCCGGCGAAGAUCGAAGCGGCACUGAGAACAAAAAUCGAAAUUGUGCAUGCAUCUGUAAAGGGCCCACAGAUGAAAAUCCACCUGAAAUCCCAAAGGACGCCCAAAUGAUGGAGUCUAGGUCUCUGAAAAGACUCUCUGAUGAGACGAAAGACUUGAUGGAGGCCCUCACACGGCUUCUGGACAGCAAGAAGGAAAAGGAGGACAAGCCCGGCUACUGGACCAGACUCACCUUAAAAAUCAACAGAAUCUUUUUCAUCAUCUAUGUCGCUGCUGUGUCUUUGUUUUUAGCCGUCAUGUGCUUCAUCUGGCAAAGAAACCACCAAGAAUGAGAGACCAAAAACGUCGUUAAUAUGGUGACACCUCAGAGUAAACAGGCUUUAGACAGCAUGUGCAUGCCGUUGCUAUGUAGUAUUAUUGACGCACAACAGAGUUCUUUUUAAAUAUACGGGUUAAGUAAAUUGUUAACAACAUGCAUGCCUGAAAUAAAAAUUGGAUUUCACAACCUUUCCCUGUUUUAUGAAAACAAAAAAAGAAAAACCUUCCUUCCAUUUUCUAUGGUGAGGCAGAC
Molecule: messenger RNA, 1577 nt
Organism: Hippocampus comes (tiger tail seahorse)
Lineage: Eukaryota; Metazoa; Chordata; Actinopteri; Syngnathiformes; Syngnathidae
Product: 5-hydroxytryptamine receptor 3A-like
Exons: 10
Coding region: 1-1338 (445 amino acids)
Biological process (GO): monoatomic ion transmembrane transport
Cellular component (GO): membrane
Molecular function (GO): transmembrane signaling receptor activity; extracellular ligand-gated monoatomic ion channel activity
Source: RefSeq, a predicted model, not a curated record